AUGCCGAUUUGCACGUUGCCCAUGCUGCACGGAAAGAUGUACGUGGCCAACUCGCCGUCUCUGAUCGCGGCGGCGAUGCGUCACGGCGACAUCUCCUUUGAGCCCUUCCAGAUCGAGGCCUCGGCGGCGGUUCUGGAUCUUCCGCCGCACCACAAGGACAAGUUCCUGCAACCGGGAGUCCUCGGCCACGUGGAGAAGACGAUGGCCUCGAAUCUCAGACUGGACCCGCUGCAGAAGAUGAAUUUUGCCGCUUUGCAGCACCUAGCCGGGAAGUUGAACGAAAUCGAUGCCACAAGUGCUCUUAGCCUAUCCGAUGGGUACGCUUGGAUCAAGGGCGUCUUGUCCAUGGCCACAACCACGGCUCUGUACGGGAAGGAGAACAUGUGGGACGUCGAGAAGCUCGAGGAUCUAUGGACCUUCGAGAAAGGCAUUGGGGCUCUGAUGUUGAAGGUUGCGCCGAGCCUAGUCGCCCCCAAGGCGAUUGCGGCUCGGAAGAGGAUGAACGAGCUUCUGCGGCCCUUCUACAAAGCGCGCGAGGACGAGAACCCGGACGUGGCCAAGAUUCUCCAAGAACGAGCCGGCUUUUUCCGCGAACUGGGCAUGCCGUCCGAGGACCUCCCCCUGAUCGAGUUCUUGAUCCCGUUCGCGGCGAUCCUGAACACGGCGCCGAACCUGUUCUGGACGUUUGCCGAGGUGUUUUCCGAGCCGGCCCACGUCGAGCGCAUCCGGCGGGAAGUGCUGCCGCUGGCUAUCGUGGCGGAUACCGAUGACCGAGGCCGAGUCGCGACGAUCGACGCCAGGGCGCUAGAGGCCGGCUGCCCCUUUCUGCACGCCUGUUUCCGCGAGGUCCUGAGGCUGUACAGCGCGCAGAUCGGCAACCGGCGGGUGAUGGAGGACGCGACGCUCGAGGACGCGGACGGCCGGCAGUACCUGCUGAAGAAGGGCACCAACAUGCAGUGGUCGGCGAGCGUCACCCACUUCAUGCCCGAGGUCUGGGGCGACGACGCCGUCCUGUUCCGGCCGGAGCGCUUCCUCGACGUCGAUCCCCUGCAGGAAAAGCAGAGGCGCGGGGCGCUGAUCCCCUUCGGCGGCGGCCGCCACCUGUGCCCCGGCCGGUACUUUGCCCAGACCGAGACGCUCGGCUUCGUCGGCGCCUUGGCUCUCGGCUUCGACGUGACCGGAGUCAAGGUUCCCGCGGCGGAGUUCGCGCCUCUCGGCGGAGGGGCGAAACGCCCGGUAAGAGGGUCGGCGGUCGACGACAUUAGCAUCUCGCGGCGCACGGGCUGGGAGGACGUGACAUGGGAGUUUGUGUGCUGA
This is a messenger RNA of Colletotrichum higginsianum IMI 349063, 1317 nucleotides long. RefSeq names its product Prostacyclin synthase. The record is from RefSeq and is a predicted model, not a curated record. Bases 1 to 1317 code for a protein of 438 amino acids. Lineage: Eukaryota; Fungi; Ascomycota; Sordariomycetes; Glomerellales; Glomerellaceae. The transcript is spliced from 2 exons. Gene Ontology annotation, molecular function: monooxygenase activity; iron ion binding; heme binding.